AAGUCUUUUAGAGGAGUUCGCCGUUUCUGCACCUGGGUCAGAAAGAUAAUGCAAAAGUAAGAAAAUUGCGUUUGUGUAUUUAUAUUCAUAUAUAGGACUAAUAUGACAGCAACGACUACAACAUAAUUAACAGAUCGCUUUGUGCUAUGUAAUUUUAGUAAUUAUUUGUCUUUACACGAAAUACCAUCCUUUUAAUGUAUGGCUGUAUUAUAUGGAUGGUUUGUAUACAAUGACGGUUAUAAAGCCAAAGCUCACAAAACUCCGUAUACAAAAGAACUGUUGAGGAUCCGAGACCUGCAUUCAUUAUUUAAAAAAAUGUUUGGGGUUGGCAAUACCAAAAAAAGGAGACACGUCUGAUUUCUGAAGCCUUACGUUUUUCGCCUUUCCACGGACAAGGGUGAUGGAAAAUUCCAAUUCAAGUCAGAGGGAAUAAUUAUACGUGCAUUUUUUCUUCUUUUUUGAUGAUGAUUGUGUUAAUUAUUCUUAUCAGUAUAGCCGAUGGAGUGGUUUCCCAAAUACGCUAUUCUGUUCCAGAGGAACAGGACCAUGGCACAUUUGUGGGAAAUAUUGCCGAGGAUCUUAGCUUGGACAUAACAAAACUUUCAUCUCGUAGAUUUCAGACUGUGCCAAGUUCGCGGACUCCUUAUUUGGAAGUGAAUUUGGAAAAUGGGGUGCUUUUUGUGAAUGAAAAAAUCGACAGAGAGCAGAUUUGCAAGCAGAGCGCAACCUGCCUCCUGCAUUUGGAAGUGUUUUUGGAAAACCCUUUGGAGCUUUUCCGUGUGGAGAUCGAAGUCGUGGAUAUUAAUGACAAUCCGCCCAGUUUCCCUGAAACUGACAUUACUGUCGAAAUUUCUGAAAGUGCCACUCCGGGAACGCGCUUCCCGCUGGAGACCGCAUUCGACCCCGACGUGGGCACCAAUGCGCUCCGCACCUACGAAAUCACCACUAACAACUAUUUUUACCUCGACGUGCAAACGCAGGGAGACGGGACGAAAUUUGCCGAGCUAGUGCUGGAAAAGCCGCUGGACAGGGAACAGCAGUCGGUGCACAGGUACGUACUAACAGCGGUCGAUGGUGGUCUUCCUCAAAGAACCGGUACUGCGCUGCUGGUGGUUAAAGUGCUGGAUUCCAACGAUAACGUUCCCGUUUUCGACCAGUCGGUGUACACGGUAAAUCUCCCCGAAAAUUCCCCGGUGGGCACCUUGGUAAUCCAGUUAAACGCCACCGACAUGGACGAAGGACAAAAUGGCGAGAUUGUAUAUUCUUUCAGCAACCACAAUGCCCCGAAAGUGAAGGAUCUUUUCAGCAUUGACGGGCGGACCGGUCGGAUUGAAGUCAGCGGAGAGGUGGACUUUGAGGAGAGCAGCAUGUUUCAGAUUUACGUGCAAGCGAAGGACCUUGGUCCCAACGCCGUGCCCGCUCACUGUAAAGUUCUGGUCAAAGUGAUCGAUGGGAACGAUAAUGCCCCGGAGAUCACUUUCAGUACCAUGACCGACUCAGUGAGCGAAAAGGCUGCGCCGGGCACCGUGAUCGCAUUGCUCAGUGUGACGGACAAAGAUUCUGGGGAUCACGGACAGAUACACUGCGAAAUUCUCGGAGACGUACCGUUCAAGCUGAAAUCAUCGUUCCGGAACUAUUACACCAUCGUUACGGAUGGAGCGCUAGACAGGGAGAGCGCUGACUCUUACACGUUAACGGUGGUGGCCAAAGACAACGGCAUCCCAUCGCUUGCCACAAGCAAGUCCAUUAAAGUGCAGGUGUCGGACGAGAAUGACAACGCGCCAGCAUUUACGCAGCCGGCAUUUGACGUCUAUGUGACAGAAAACAAUGUACCAGGGGCAUAUAUCUACGCAGUAAGUGCUUUGGAUCCGGACGUCGGGCAGAACGCGUUAAUUUCUUACUCCAUAGUGGAGUGCGACAUUCAGGGCAUGUCCGUGUUCACUUAUGUCUCCAUCAACUCCGAAAACGGCUACCUGUACGCGCUGAGGUCUUUCGACUAUGAACAGCUGAAGGACUUCAGCUUCAUGGUCCAGGCGAAGGAUUCGGGGAGCCCGGAAUUAACGUCCAACGCCACCGUGAACGUUAUAAUCGUGGAUCAAAACGACAACGCGCCCACGGUCAUCGCGCCGGUGGGAAAAAACGGCACGGCCAAGGAGCCACUGCCUCGCUCCGCAGAACCUGGAUAUUUAGUAACACGCAUAGUUGCCAUGGAUGCCGAUGAUGGAGAGAACGCUCGAUUGUCAUAUAGUAUCCAAAAAGGAAACGAGAACGGGAUGUUCCGCAUGGACUGGAGAACCGGAGAGCUGAGGACCGCCCGCCGGGUAUCCAGCAAAAGAGACCCUCACCAGCUUUAUGACUUGUUGAUCGAGGUGAGGGACCACGGGCAGCCGCCUCUGUCAUCCACGGCCAGCGUCAUCAUCAUGAUAGUGGACAGUAUAGUGGAGGGACACGGCGGGAACGGGGGCUCCGCCAAAGCGAAGGAGACCUCGCUGGACCUGACCCUGAUCCUCAUAAUCGCGCUGGGUUCCGUGUCUUUCAUCUUCUUGCUGGCCAUGAUUGUGCUGGCCGUGCGGUGUCAGAAGGACAAAAAGUUGAACAUUUACACGUGUCUGGCCAGCGACUGCUGCCUCUGUUGCGGCUCCUGCUGUAGCAGGCAGGCGAGAGCCAGAAAGAAAAAGCUUAGCAAGUCUGAUAUAAUGCUGGUGCAGAGCACUAAUGUCACCAGCACCGCGCAGGUCCCGGUCGAAGAAUCCGGGAGCUUCAACUCCCACCAUCAAAACCAGAACUAUUGCUACCAGGUAUGUCUUACACCGGAAUCUGCCAAAACUGAUCUAAUGUUCCUAAAGCCCCGUAGCCCUGCUAGGGGCGCAGACAGUGACCACAGCCCAUGUGGAGCCUUAGUGACAGGUUACACAGACCAACAGCCCGACAUCAUAUCUAACGGCAGCAUUUUAUCCAAUGAGAAUAAACACCAGAGGGCUGAACUUAGCUACCUUGUCGAUAGACCUCGGCGUGUUAACAGUUCUGCUUUUCAGGAAGCAGAUAUAGUCAGUUCUAAAGACAGUGGACACGGAGAUAGUGAACAAGGAGACAGUGAUCAUGACGCCACCAAUCGAGGUCACUCGUCUGGCGCUGAUCUCUUUUCAAACUGCACAGAGGAGUGCAAAGCCCUCGGGCACUCUGAUCGAUGCUGGAUGCCCUCCUUCGUGUCGUCCGACGGCCGUCAGGGGGCAGAUUACCGUAGCAAUCUGCACGUCCCGGGAAUGGACUCUGUGCCCGACACUGAGCACGGAAAAGGAUUUGCUAAUCCUUAUCGUGUGGACAUACCCGAGACUGCGUGAAUUUGCACAAAUAGUUGACCAACAAAAGCAUCAAGUUUUCAACUCCGUUACUGUAGCCAUCUAGUCAGACAUUGUGUUCGGAGCGCUCUGCCUUUGUGGACAGAGACAGGGAUGGCGGACUCUAGGACCACGCGUGAUCUCAGCAGGCCUGAGAAAUGAGCCGAAACAGAACUAUAUACAAAAAAAGAAAAAAAAAACAUAGAGGUGACGUUCACCUUUUGAUCUGUGUGUGCCUGUUUACAGCACUAUGUAUAUCUUCAAAUGUCACUGAGCCCUUUAGAUGUUUGUACUUACACCGAGAAGCCAAUUGUACAGGAAAUAUUUGUGCAUUAUAAAUGCAAUAUCACUGUUUUAGACUUGACUGUUUUAUAUUAUGUUUGUGUGGUCAGGUGUUCCAAAAUCUAGUCCAGCUUUAUAAGGAAGAUUGUGAUCAUGCUUUUCUUUAUGAUUAUUAUUAUUAUUAUUUUUUAUAAAGAUCUUUGUUUUUCCACUAAGUCGGUCAGGAAAGUGUUGGGCUACCAACAUAAUGAAUGACAUUCUCUAGUUUCUAUCAUGUGUUAAAGUGUUUACUGUACUAUUUUAAAGCUUCUAAAUAAAUAUAUAUCUAUAUACAUAAAUCUAUAUAUAUACUUUUCUGGAAGUGUGGUAUCUGUUGGUCAAUUUUUAUUAUUAUUUUUUUUUUAAUUCACCAUAGAAUUCCGUAAAAGGACAUUAAAUUCUAAAGAUGGCUUGUGAUGUUUCAGUCAGUUAAAAUAGGCCUUAUUUUCAGUCACACCAGGUUAUAUAUACAGUAUAUAUAUUUUUUUUUCUUUUUCACUUUCGAAUAUUGGGAUUCAUGUCUAGAAAUAAAAGGAGUUAAUACUUUAGAUUCAAAUUCAUGGUAAUUAAAUGUUAUUGUAACCAAAAAUGGUCAUUUAAGGAACAGAAGUAGUAUCAACGUUAUAAAUACAUCAGACAAACACACACAAAUACCGAGAGGUGAUUAAUAAACAGAUAAAUACAAA
Brienomyrus brachyistius is the source of this 4345-nucleotide messenger RNA. RefSeq names its product protocadherin 10b (gene pcdh10b). NCBI's taxonomy places the organism in Eukaryota, Metazoa, Chordata, Actinopteri, Osteoglossiformes, Mormyridae. Gene Ontology annotation, cellular component: plasma membrane. Gene Ontology annotation, molecular function: calcium ion binding. Gene Ontology annotation, biological process: homophilic cell-cell adhesion. The record is from RefSeq and is a predicted model, not a curated record.